AUUAAGUUAGGGAUAUGUGUUUGACAGCAUAAUGAAACUCAAAAGGGUUGCGAAUAAGUAGAGUAGUUUAGGAUAAGGAAACACUACAUUUUCCUGUUAUUAGUCUUCACUCUUCACUGGUUGUCCAAUUGCAUUUGGUGCAUUAGUUAGUAAUAGAUGGCAGUUGCAGCUGCAGCUUGUUGGUUCACUGCCGGCACUUCAUUCUCCUCUUUAACAUCUCACCGCCUGUCCUCUUCGUCUUCUUUAUUUAUUCCUAAAGCUUUACAUCAAAAUUCAUCAUUUCAUUCCCCUUCUCAGAAAGCAGUUGGUAAACAGAACUUCCGAUGGAGAUCAAAAGAUGAAAGGCAUUUAGCAAAUAAAGAUGGCAGAAGCAACAAAAAUGAAACGGGACAAUCUCAAUUAACUGCAUUUAAAUCGUCUGGUCUUCAGAGGAAAGGAGUAGGGAAGGGAGCUCCAUUUGAGUCAAAGGAGCUGCAGGUUGAAACUGGUAUCAUUGAAGAUGCAGCUUUUCUUAAUGCAGUUGUGAAGGUUUUCUGUACACACACUGCUCCAGAUUAUUCCCUCCCAUGGCAGAAACAAAGACAAUUUGCAAGUACUGGAAGUGCUUUCAUGAUUGGUGAUGGGAAACUCCUGACAAAUGCACAUUGUGUUGAACAUGGUACCCAGGUUAAAGUGAAGAGAAGGGGAGAUGACACUAAAUAUGUUGCCAAGGUUCUAGCUAGAGGAGUGGAGUGUGACAUAGCCUUGCUAACUGUGGAAAACAAGGAUUUCUGGAAAGGAGCUGAGCCCCUCCACUUUGGACACUUGCCUCAUCUACAGGAUGCUGUAACUGUUGUUGGUUAUCCACUUGGAGGAGAUACCAUUUCUGUGACCAAGGGGGUGGUAUCAAGAGUAGAGGUCACAUCAUAUGCUCAUGGAUCAUCUGAGCUUCUCGGCAUUCAAAUAGAUGCAGCAAUAAAUCCUGGUAAUAGUGGCGGUCCUGCAUUCAAUGAUGAUGGAGAGUGCAUAGGGGUGGCAUUUCAGGUUUACAGGUCAGAUGAGGUGGAGAAUAUUGGUUAUGUUAUCCCAACUACAGUAGUGUCUCAUUUUCUUGAAGACUACGAAAGGAACGGGAAGUACAAUGGUUUUCCUUGCCUUGGAGUAUUGUUGCAAAAAUUGGAGAAUCCAGCACUACGUGCCUGCUUGAGAGUUUCUUCGAAUGAGGGUGUACUCGUACGGAAAAUCGAGCCUACUUCUGAUGUUAGCAAUGUUUUGAAAGAGGGAGACGUGAUUGUUAGCUUUGAUGGUGUUCGUGUCGGGAGUGAAGGGACAGUGCCAUUUCGAUCAAAUGAACGCAUUGCAUUUCGCUAUCUUAUCAGUCAAAAGUUCACUGGUGAUGUAGCCGAGCUUGGUAUUAUUAGAGCUGGGGAAUUCCUGAAAGUUCAAGCAGUUUUGAAGCCACGUGUGCAUUUGGUUCCUUAUCACAUAGAAGGCGGUCAACCUUCUUAUUUAAUAGUUGCUGGCUUGGUGUUUACACCACUAUCCGAACCCUUAAUAGGCCUUACAAGCAAUUGUUCAUUCUUGUUUGUCAGGGAAGAAUGUGAAGAUACUAUAGGGCUAAAACUAUUGACAAAGGCUCGAUACUCUUCUGCAAAGUUCGAAGGGGAACAGAUUGUCAUACUAUCACAGGUCUUGGCAAAUGAAGUGAACAUUGGGUAUGAGGAUUUAAGCAAUGAGCAGAUCUUAAAGAUGAAUGGGACUCGAAUUAGGAACAUUCACCAUUUGGCUCAUCUAGUGGAUUCUUGCAAGGAUAAGUAUCUAGUGUUCGAAUUUGAAGACAACUUUCUGGUUGUUCUAGAAAGGGAGGCAGCAUCAUCUGCGUCAUCUAGUAUUCUUAAAGACUAUGGCAUUCCAGCUGAAAGAUCAUUGGAUCUCUUGGAACCAUAUAUUGAUUCCAUUGGACCAGAUGAAGCAACCGAUCAACACGAAUUUGGUGAUAGUCCAGUUUCUAAUUCAGAAUUCGGUUACGACGGGCUUCUUUGGGCUUGAUCAUGACAUGUGAAGUUGUUCAAUCUCAGCUUCUCAUUUGGAACUAUUGUUUCUUCAUAUUUCACAGGAACAAGAACACCGAUGAUCAGGCAACACUGACCAUGCAGACUUUGUAUGGCAGAUGUUUAGUUUGCCUGUCUCCUUUGUCAAAGCUAUUGCAAGAUUGGCCUCCAACAUGGAUAACAAUGUUCUAUACAAAUGAAGUGAAAUAAUGUCCGGAGGUUUGUACAUUAGGCAUAGCACAUUUUUUUUCACCUGUAGGAAACAUGUAGUCUCUCUGAGAUUUUGACCUGGUGUAGUCCAGAGGGUGUGCAACCCUUUAGCCUGAUUCAUUACUUAUUCAUUUUGUUAUUCAUGUUUUGUAAUUGAUACGAUUCAAUGUUGACCACAAUUUAUAAAGCAGAUGCUCCGUCGUUUCGCAAA
Capsicum annuum is the source of this 2451-nucleotide messenger RNA. RefSeq names its product protease Do-like 2, chloroplastic. NCBI's taxonomy places the organism in Eukaryota, Viridiplantae, Streptophyta, Magnoliopsida, Solanales, Solanaceae. The record is from RefSeq and is a predicted model, not a curated record. Bases 157 to 2028 code for a protein of 623 amino acids. Gene Ontology annotation, biological process: proteolysis. The transcript has 21 exons. Gene Ontology annotation, molecular function: protein binding; serine-type endopeptidase activity.